Messenger RNA from Ostreococcus lucimarinus CCE9901, 1992 nucleotides. RefSeq lists its product with no specific name. The annotation marks the transcript as partial. The transcript has a single exon. The record is from RefSeq and is a predicted model, not a curated record. NCBI's taxonomy places the organism in Eukaryota, Viridiplantae, Chlorophyta, Mamiellophyceae, Mamiellales, Bathycoccaceae. Gene Ontology annotation, biological process: microtubule-based movement. Gene Ontology annotation, molecular function: microtubule motor activity; microtubule binding; ATP binding.
AUGCGUGCGCAAGUUGAGACACCUCUCACGUCUACGUCGACCUCUGAUGACUCUAUAUACGUCCGCGUGCCACCAUCUCGGCUUCGUGGAGUCGAAAAGCAAGCUCGACGACCAGUGACGAGUCCGUCGGCGCAGACGGCCAAGCUUCUUGUCGCAGUGCGAACGAGACCAGUUGAAGUAUCGGUGGACAACGCGGCGAGAGGCGAAAACGCGGAGCGUAGCGCUACAUCCGUAUCGACGCCAAACGCACGUUUAACGAGCUCGACGAACGCACUGUCGUCUUCGGUGCAGUCCUUAUCUGGAAUUGGUCGCAAGAAGAGCAUAUUACGCGUCGUCAAUCGCGACACAGUGGUCGUGAUGGACCCCGACGAAGAGAAAGCAUACUUGGACCAAGUGCAACGGCGGAGCAAGGCGCGGCGAUACACCUUUGACGUCGCCUUCAACGACACGGCGACGAAUGCGGAAGUCUACGACGCUACUGGUCGUGGUUUGAUAUCGGGCGUCGUAAACGGCAUGAACUCGACCGUGUUCGCGUACGGCGCGACGGGUUCAGGCAAGACGCACACGAUGAUCGGCAACUACGAUGAACCGGGAAUGAUGUUUCUUUCACUCGUUGACAUAUUCGAUCAAAUCAAGUCAUUGCGCGAGAGCUACGAAUUCGAAGUCAAGUGCUCGUACUUGGAGGUGUACAACGAGCUGAUUUACGAUUUACUCAUCGUUGACAGCCCACCGCUCGAACUGCGCGAGGAUCCCGAGCGCGGCCCAGUUCCGAUGGGCUUGACGCGCAUCGCAGUCAAGGGUCCGGACGACAUCACGAAACUCUUGCACGAAGGUAACGAGCGUCGUAGCAUCGAUCACACCGAAGCAAACGCGACGAGUAGCCGUUCUCACGCAGUCUUAGAGAUUAGCGUGAAGCGUUGGGAGAAGAGCGCCAAGGGCAAAGAGAAACACGUUUUAUGCGGCAAGCUCUCCUUGGUUGAUUUGGCAGGGAGCGAGCGAGCGUCGGACACGCAAAACUGCGGACAGAAACUCCGUGACGGUGCGAAUAUCAACAAGAGCUUACUGGCAUUGGCAAACUGCAUCAACGCUCUGGGACGUCACAGCAACUCGAAGGCGAAGGGCCGCAUGUACAUCCCAUACCGCAAUUCCAAGUUGACCCGUCUGUUGAAGGAUGGUUUGUCGGGAAAUUCACGAACAGCGAUGAUAGCCACCGUGAGUGCUUCGAGCGAACAGUACAACCACACCAUCAAUACCUUGAAAUAUGCCAAUCGGGCGAAGGAGAUCAAGACCAACGUGGCGCAAAACGUCGUCAUCACUCGCGAGCGGCAUCACAUCGGCGAUUAUCAACACGUGAUUGAUGAUUUGCAAUCGAAAGUCGCGCGUUUGAAGACACAGUUGGCGAAUAAAGAGGCGACGCCGAGCACGAGUCAGCCGAGAAUGAGCGGGGGUGGUUCUUUCUCCGAGGCUUGGUUGGAUGCGUUGAGCGACGAUAUAAAUGAAAACGUCGAGGAGCGCAUUAAUAUUCAAAAGGCACUGUUUGAGCUCGAAGAUAUCAACGCACAAAACGUGUACGAGCGUUCGGCGCUCAAACGCAGGCUGGUGGAAAUCACAGAAAAGAACCCGAACAACGUCGAACGACGGAAUCUUCGCGGGCGCAUCGACGCCAUCGAUGAAACCAUUCGCGCGAAUGAAUCCCUCGGCGCAAAGUACCGAAAAGACAUAGAAGCGAAUGAACUCGUUCGAGUCGCCAUUCAAUCGCGCAUAGACGCCGCGAUCGCUGAAGGUAAAUCGCCUAGUUUCUUGCGAAUUCUUUCACAGUACAGGCUCGUCGGGGUGAAGAACAUGGAGUUGCACUUUCAGCUCGCCAUUCGCGAUCAAAUAGUCAGCGAGCAGCGUGAGAUGAUUCGUGGGUUUUGGGAAGUCAUGGCCCACGCUGGAUUGAGUAAGACUCUAGUGCAAGACAUCGCAACUCGUGAGGGUAUACGCAUCGAC